Messenger RNA from Rhincodon typus (whale shark), 6434 nucleotides. RefSeq names its product cholesteryl ester transfer protein, plasma. The transcript is spliced from 15 exons. The record is from RefSeq and is a predicted model, not a curated record. Lineage: Eukaryota; Metazoa; Chordata; Chondrichthyes; Orectolobiformes; Rhincodontidae. Gene Ontology annotation, biological process: phospholipid homeostasis; low-density lipoprotein particle remodeling; triglyceride homeostasis. The coding region runs from base 134 to 1495 and encodes 453 amino acids. Gene Ontology annotation, molecular function: cholesterol transfer activity; cholesterol binding; phosphatidylcholine binding. Gene Ontology annotation, cellular component: high-density lipoprotein particle.
UGCAUCAUGUCCUUGCAUUGGGAGUGGAGUGCACUCUGACUGACGAUGUCGAGUAGAAUUCAACUCUGUAAGAUACAUUAACAAGCGUGCUAACAUCAAGGUCCACAGCACUGAGUCACGGUAAACUGGAAACAUGUUUCUGCGGAUACAGCUCACCCCAGUGUUUGUAUUCCUGGCUACGGUCUCAAUUUCCUGUGUUCAAGGAUCCCCGCCUUCAUCCGUUCCCAACGCGGGGAUUGUCUGCAGAUUUACCGAGGAAGCGGGACUAGUAUUCAACCAGGAAACCAAUGAUGUAAUUCAGGCCACAUUUCGACAUGCAUCAUUCCCGGACAUAGAAGGGGAGACAUCCAUUCUGCUUUUAGGCUCAGUUUCAUACAGUUUUAAAAAUUUGCAGAUAAACAACAUGUCUGUUGAAAAGAGUGACGUUGACCUCAGUAAUGAGAAAGGAAUCCUGAUUGCUAUCCAAAAUGUGGCUGCUGCUUUCGAGGGAACAAUGGACUACACAUACUCCAGCUGGCUGGCCAACUGGAUCCAAAAACUCUUCACAGAUUUUGUCUCUUUCACUUUGAGACAUAUUGUUAAAGGACAGAUCUGUGCAGAAAUUCACAAAAUGGCAAAUCAGCUGGCAGACUUCACCCUGUAUCAAGCAGGAUUGUUUAUGCAAGAUGGGGAGAUUGCCACAAGCAUCGAGUUAACCACUGACCCAGUACUGACCUCGGGGUACAUUGAGUCCUGGCAUGAGGGUAGUGUCUCCUACAAGAACGCUAUAGUUUUCCAGAAGCCCAGUGGCAUUCCAGUUGAGAGAGUGGAGACCAGAAUGUUUAAUCUCUGGGUGUCAGAGCCAGUCGUCAACUCUCUCCUUUUUGCUGCACAUCAUGACAAUCGCUUGACCCUGACACUCUCUGAUGGUGAUUUGUUGAAACUUUUUGAUAAUGGGGGAACUAAAACCGAGCCGAAUCUUUUACAGCAGAUGAUCCCUGGCAUUCCUAUGGACAACCUGAUGAUCAAACUUGAGUCCCUAAGACCACCUUCCCUUCUCUUCAAAUCUGUAGGCACAAUUCUGCAGGCAUCUGUAUCUCUGCAAGUUGAAGUGUUGUCCAGCAGUGAAGAUUCUUACACAGCACUGUAUUUGGAAAUGGCUUCUGAAACUAUUGUCCAUACAUCUUACACAGACAGCAAAAUCCAUCUACGGCCCUCUUCUAACCACUGGUCCAUCAAAGCUGUAAGAAGUAAUCCCGCAAUUGCGCUGGAUGAGAGUAAAGCUAAGCGUUACUUGGAGGCAUUUUUCGCAACGGGAGGAUUAGAAAAGAUAAUCUCGUAUAUUGAAUUUUACAUAACAGCCCUACUUCACAAGAAAGGACUAUGCUAUUUUAACAUUACCAACCCCGUGAUGGAGACAGAUGAGGGUUAUGUGACCAUUGCGACGGACUUUGGGUUUCCCCGGCAGUUACUAGAGAAUUUCCUCCGCAACCUUGCACCAAUGACAAGGCCCUAAGUCCACAAUGUGUGGUGAAGACCAGUUGGAUGGGGAGUCAAUGAAACAAUGGCUCUCAUUGGUUUGCAAGAAGGAUCUUUUACUGAAGAUGUUUAAUUGGCUUUGUCAAGUCAUCAGUGAUUUACUGCUCUUAUUAUGACACAUGAUAUUGACAUAUAUAUGAAUGGCAUUUAUUCAAAUAGAAUACAGAAAACACUUGUCUUUCCCUUUAUUUUCACAGUGUAUCUUUUGUUUAAUCUUAUGUUACCUUUUGUCCUUUAGUUCUAAUCUGUAAUAUUUCUGUCAAUCCUCUACUACACGCAGGUUCCCGGUGACUUCUUCCGGCAAUGAGAUUGUCCAUUUACAGAAUUUUACAUUUUCUUUUACAUUGAAGCAUAUUUCAGGUUUUGAGGAGGAAGUUGGGAGGUCAGAGGCAAAUUUUCCAAGCAAACUAUGGAAGGAGGAAAUUCAAGUUCAAUGUUAAAAAAACAACCUCAUCUAGAAUAUCUGUCCUGAGUCUUUUUGGUCAUUUUUCACACCUCCCCUCACCACUGCAUCCACAACACCUCAGCAGUUUUCCAUCCAUUUUUUGAAAGUGCUGAUGACUUCUGCUAUUUGAUGAUGUCUAGGCAGUAAGUUUCAGCAAGCACUUUAGGGUUGGAGGUUUAUUCCAGUCAAACUAAUAGAGGCACUGAAGGAAUACAAAUUGUUGAUGAGCAAAGGGGAACUGAUGAUGCAUUUCAGUUUGUAUUAUCUUGUGAGGUUGUACGUGGCAGUACUGUAAGUAAUCAUGUUGUUUUUCCAAUGUGUUUUGGUACAUUGGUACAAUUGAACCGAAGAGACAGUGAAAAUAUUGCAGGUCAUCAGAUGGUGUCAUCAAAUCAAGGAGUCAGUGGUUUAUUUCUGUAACUCAAUCACCACUGUUAGGGAAAUUCAAUGGACUGGCAGAGCUCUCAAAUGUGAAAGGGAAGAUGAGUUCCUGGAAGACUUUGGCUGUAGGGAAAUGAUUUGAGUAGUGUUGCUCAGCAUUAAAAAGGAACUUGCUCUGAUGUUUUGCCUUCCACAUCAGAAUACCCCAAAGUGUUUCAGAGCCAAUCUCGUGCCUUUUUUUUAAUGUUUCAUGACUGGAGCAUAUGGAAUGUGUAAGCUAAUUUGCAUAAAGCCUACAAUGUUCAAUGAUCAGAUAAUUUGCACCAGCCACCUUGGUUGAGAGUUAAACAUUGACCAGAGCAGCCAGGAAACUCCUCUGCCUCUCUUGAAUUUGGUACUGUGAGAUCUUUAAAUCCACUUCAGCAAGAUGUUGGGGAGUCAGUUUAACAUCAGGGUAAGACAGUACGUCUGACACUGCAGCACACUCCCUGAAUUAUACUGAAGUGUCUGCCGAGAUUAUGUGUUUAAGCUUUUGGACUUGGGCUUGAAGUCACAGGCUUCAAAGUUUUUAGACCUUUGGGAACUAACAGACCUGAGGAAUAGGGGAUAUGGUGUGAAGCUGGAGUUGAAGUAGAUCUGUCAUGAUCUUAUUGAAUGACAAAGGUGGUCUGAGGGCCAAAUGGCCUAUUUCUGCUUUUUUGUAUGUUUAAAUUGACCUUGCUACUGAGCCAAGACUCGUGCUUCUCUGCCCCCUUUCCCAAGUUACAUAUUAACAACUUAAUGUCGAAAUCCAGUUUCAAAGAGGAAAUAUCUUCUGGCUUAACAAAUAUUUUGCAAUUUGUAAAUUCUUCUGAACUGCUUCCUCCUUUUUUAACUGCUGCUGCAAUACGGAUUCAUACAAAGUUCUGCAUUAUUUCGAAUGAAAAGAAAGGCAUUAUCUUUCCGUAUCCGUGUGAUAUUCUGGUGAUCAGGGCUGGCACUGCAAUUAAGCAUACGAGGCCCUCACCUUGGGCGCCCUUUGAGGGCAAAAGGAAAAACACUGCUGGCUUUUUUGUUUUGGAAAAGGUCAGAACUGAAACCUGGCAUUUUAAACCAAUUAGUCUCAUAAUUUGGCAUCAGCAUCCAAAGGGAAAGGAACUCUGACUCCCAUAGACAUGAGGCAUUUCCACGUGCUGACAUCAAAUCCUCUGCAGUGUUGCCCAAUCAAAAUCAAUCCUCCUCACACCUUAAAGGGACCCUGGAGGACUCCAUUUGGCUGAGGUUUUGCUGGACUGUGCUGGCUUUGGUGAGGUUGGAAUUUGAUUACUUUGGAAAUGAACAAGGGGUUUCAGUCACUUUAUUUCUGAUCAGGCCAGUGACAUUUUUAAGCUUAAUAUUCUCACUUUAUUUCUAUUAAAGACUGUGACCAGAAGUUACAACGGUGAGCUUUAACACAGUGUAAUCGCACGGCAGUUCCCAAUAUGGAGGCAAUGAAUCUCUCUGGUAACAUCCUCCCAAAUCCCAUCCCCAGGUUCCCUAAAACCUGCUUCACCUUAGAAUGAAUUUACACCUUGCUGUUGACCUAGUUAGUGAUGCUCAUUCUCCCUUGAAUGAAUGAAAACAAAGGAAUUGCAUUUUGUUUCUAUUGCAGAAAUGUCAUUGCCUGGCCCUUCUUGCCCAAUACAGACUUGACAAAUAAUCUUUUCAUGAAGACAGACUGCUGACCAGUUCGCGACAGAGCAAGAACUGUGGUUAUGGCUACACAUAGCACUCACACAAAUGUCUCCUCUGCAGACUGAUCGAAAGCAAGAAUGAAUUAUUUUAGAAACAGAGUGACAUUUAUUUUUUGUAAAGCCAGUUUCUGCCUUGUCCACCUACAAUGCUUCGUCCACUGCAAAGGUUGUCACAGCAGAGACAUUGGAUAGGACUGAAACAAAAGGUGCAAUAUUGGUUGGCAGCACUCAAAGUGAAUAACCCUGUGGAUUUGGGAUUUAUCUUUGGUUGCUGAGGAAAGUUGGGAUAUGAUGCCUGAAGUUCUGUCCGCAGUCCUUCAAUCCCCUUUGAAGUAUUGAAGAUGUGCCAGAGGGUUGGACGAGUGCAAGUGUCUAGAAGGGGGAGAGUGAUAGACAUCCAAUAGCAAGCCCACCAAGUUCCUCAGUUAAUGGAUGUGGUGCCAAUCAAGAGGGGAAAUCCUGUCCCCAGCCAUUUUGGACACAACAGCUUCUAACGUACCCUGCCUUAUACUUAAAGUCCAAAAUGGAAAAUCCUGGUCCAUAGGUCAACUGGACUUGGAAGUGACGCUCAGAAACUUGAUGGCCAGAGGGACAAUUGCAGGAAGUUGCUCACCUCCAGUUUCUCACAGAGUAGAUUGCUGCUUAUAUUUAACAAUGCAGCUUAGACGAAGGAGCCACCGAUUCACAGCCCAUCGCAAUCCUGGAAUACACAAGUAAAUAAGCAUGUAAUGUUUUACAUGUUCAGUCACACUGAGGCAAGUGGAGCCAUGUAGAAGAAGAAACAAAGGAUGAGAAGUUGGAAAAUAGAUAUUUGAAAUAUCUGUGUCUCUGCAAAAUAUAUCUACUAAAAUAUAAGAACACCAUCAAUGAAAUUUAAAAAAAAACAUGAAUUUAGAGAGUUAGACAAAGCACAGUUUCAGAAGCUUGAGCAGUUACUGAUAUUGUUCAAACAGUGGACCUGGGGUCUGUGUUGGUUGUUUUGAGAAAUGUACUCUCAAAUGUGGACAUUGCUGACAAGCUGGCAUUUGCAGCUCAUUUGUAUUUUCCCUUCAUCUUGACCCACUGCAUAUUGUAGUUUCAAAUAACUCAGUGGGGGGAAGUAGUGGGAGCAGAUAUGGUAGUGACUUUUAAAGGGCAUCUUGACAAGUACAUGAAUAGGAUGGGAAUAGAGGGAUACAGUCCCAGGAAGCGUAGGGGGUUUUAGUUUGUGAUGGACAGCAUGUCGGUGCAGGCUUGGAGGGCCGAAGGGCCUGUUCCUGCGCUGCAAUUUUCUUUGUUCUUUGUUCUUUGUUCUUUGGAUUGCAAGGCCAAUUCAGAGGGCAAGUAAGAGGCAACUAACUGGUGUGUGAGGGAACACAAAUAUAGGCCAGAUUGGAGUGUAGAACUGGUUUCCAUCCCUAAAGAAAAUUAAUCAAUCUGUUGGGUUGUUAACAAGAAUCUAACUUGGUGAUGACGACUUUCACUGAUAUCAGUUUUUAAUUUCCAAAUUUUCAUAAUUGCAUGGUAAAACUUCCAAAGUAAGUUUGAAUCAUUCUUCGGGGUAUUCAUCUAGUAACCUAAGUAAUACACUGCAAUAUCCAUGUGAGAAAAAGGCUAGAACCCUGAAGCAAAGUAAUAUUACAGCACAGAAGGUAAUCUUUACACUCUAUUAUAUCUAUGUCAGCUCUUCGCCACAACAAUGCAAAGCUACUUCCAUAAUCAAAAUUUUUGCACAGCACUGGACCUCCCUGUACCUCAUAUAGUUAUAUAAUUUUCCAUUAAAUUUUCACUCCUCUAACACAGCUCCAUUCUCAACUUUGUCAUAAUUUAUAUAAACUGAUACAAAAUAUUUAUUUAAGAACUCUGCCUUAACUUUAACCUCCACAAUUAGAAUUUCCUGUUCGGUUUCUAGUACAGCUGUCCAUUGUAAAACACAUGAAUUUCUUCCAUUCAUCUUGAUAAUGAAUUCAUUAACACACCAAAUCUAUACGCACUGUGGACAUGGGCUCCCAGCUAAGCAAAGCCUUGAUUUUAAAAUUCUCAAUCUUGUUUUCAAAUCCCUCUAUUGCCUUGCCCUUCCAUAUCUUUGUUCUCUCCUCCAAGUCUACAAACUUACAAAACACCUGGGUUCCUACAAUUCUGACCUCUGUAUAUUCCAAUUCUAAUUAUUCCACAGUUGUUAGUUGUACUUUCAGUUGCCAAAGGCCUAAGCUCUGGAAUUUCCAUGCAAAACAUCUCCACCUAUCUAAAUCAUUUCCUCCUUAAAUACAAUUCUUUAAACGCAAACGCUUUUUACAUUUGGCCUAAUGACACCUCAUGGCUCAGUGUCAUUUUAUGUGAUAAUGCGAGUGAACCAUUUUGGGACAUUUCAUAACAUUAAAGGUAUCAUAUAAGUACAA